UCCGUCAUAUUAGGCUACCUUCACAAGGCGGCCUCCCAGGCCUCAUCUCCAGCGCUCCAAUCUCGAUGGGCUUGACGAGUGACAAUACCCUAGACACAGCCUAGGCGAGAGGUUUUAGAAUUGGGGGGUUAUGCUUUUCCGUGCAGUGUUCAAGGAACAUGGAGAAGUCAGUGGCAACGCUAGACAAAGGCACGACUUGCUCGGCAUGGAACUACUGUGGGCAGAGGCUGGCCGCUGGCUCCGUCGAUGGCAGCCUAUGCAUUUUCGACGCGUGUGACCCCGCUUCUUCCUCCUUUUCCCGCACCUUCAAAAUCAAGGUUCAUGAGGCUAGUAUUGUGAAGGUUGUUUGGGUUCCUCCUGAACAUGGUGACGCAGUAGCCUGCAUUUGUGCUGAUGGGAGUUUAUCUUUGUGGGAGGAGGUAGUAGAAGAUUCACAACCUCUUGAAUGGAAGCUUUGUAAAAGCUUUGAAAGCAAGGCGACUAAAGUGUUGGAUGUCCAAUUUGGAGCCUUGCAGACAAGUUUGAAAACGGUUGUGGCAUACUCAGAUGGUCAUGUGAAAGUCUAUGAGCUCUUGGAUCCCUUGGAGUUGAAGAACUGGCAGCUUCAGGCUGAAUUUCAGAAUGCUAUUGAUUCAGUAUCUACAUUUGGGAGGGCUAAUUGCUUUUCUGCAUCUAUUUCUUGGAAUCCACGAAUGGGUGAAAACCAGGAAUCAAGCUUUGUUCUGGGUUUUAAUUCAGAUACACCACAACUGAACUCCCCAAAGAUAUGGGAGUUUGAUCUGGCCCAUCAACGAUGGCUUCCAGUUGCAGAGCUGGCUUUGCCUGUAGACAAAAGCGAUCAGGUUUUCGCUGUUGCAUGGGCAUCCAACAUUGGCCGGCCAUAUGAGAUGGUGGCUGUUGCUACUCACAAGGGAAUUGCAAUAUGGCAUCUAGGAUUGAACCCUGACCUGGAUGGAAGACUUUCAGUGGAAAACGUCGCCAUGCUCUCUGGUUUUGAAGGCGAGGUGUGGCAGAUGGAAUGGGACAUGAGUGGAAUGACCUUAGCAACAACAGGAACCGAUGGGAUGGUAAGACUCUGGCAGUCCAACUUGAAUGGCGUUUGGCACGAGGAAGCUGCAUUCGAUACCAGUUCUUAGACCUUCUGCUUCACAUUUAUAUAUCGCUGGUUUUGGUGGUAAUUUUUCUCUGCUGCCCGAGGGAGAACAUAGUUUCAACUGCUAAGGUUUCCUGUUGUGAUUGGUUAUCGAAAUUUGUUGUACUGUGUGAUGUGUUUUUGUUUCAAUCUGAAAAGAGACACAAGGACUGGUCCAUUUGCAUUCAACGGUCCAUUUGCAUUCGCUUUA
This is a messenger RNA of Manihot esculenta (cassava), 1343 nucleotides long. RefSeq names its product protein SEH1. Bases 159 to 1136 code for a protein of 325 amino acids. Gene Ontology annotation, molecular function: protein binding; structural molecule activity. Lineage: Eukaryota; Viridiplantae; Streptophyta; Magnoliopsida; Malpighiales; Euphorbiaceae. The record is from RefSeq and is a predicted model, not a curated record. Gene Ontology annotation, biological process: positive regulation of TORC1 signaling; cellular response to amino acid starvation. Gene Ontology annotation, cellular component: Seh1-associated complex; nuclear pore outer ring. The transcript is spliced from 8 exons.